AUGAUACGAUCGUCAUCGUAUUCAACUAAUUGUCUAACGAUCAGUGCUUUCCAGUGCACUUUGUUUCAAAACAUCAUUUUUUAUGACGAUCACCACUGUUUCUUUUCUUGUGGCGAUGGUGUGAUAAGGAACAAUGUAGUGCAUGACAGUCCGAAAGGAAAAAAAGAACAUGCAUUGAUUCUUUGCACUGUUUAUCACCGAUUUACGUAA
Molecule: messenger RNA, 210 nt
Organism: Adineta ricciae
Lineage: Eukaryota; Metazoa; Rotifera; Eurotatoria; Adinetida; Adinetidae
Source: the annotation of a GenBank genome assembly